AUGGCUAAUAACGUUCACAUGAGUGGGCUGCUGAGCCGGCACGAUGACGAAGCCACCAGGACGUCCACCUCAGAGGGCCUGGAGGAGGGCGAGGUGGAAGGGGAGACCCUGCUGAUCGUCGAGUCUGAGGACCAGGCGUCGGUGGAUCUGUCGCACGACCAGAGCGGGGACUCUCUGAACAGCGAUGAGGGUGACGCCUCCUGGAUGGAGGAGAUGUCCUACUACUGCGAGAAGUGUCAGAAGUGGAUUCCAGCAAGUCAACUGAGAGAACAGCUCAGCUACCUCAAAGGAGAUAACUUUUUCCGAUUUACGUGCUCUGAUUGCUCAGAAGAUGGGAAGGAGCAAUUUGAGCGGCUGAGAUUAACAUGGCAACAAGUUGUCAUGCUGGCAAUGUACAAUUUGUCUCUGGAAGGAACGGGCCGUCAAGGGUACUUCAGAUGGAAAGAAGAUAUUUGUGCUUUUAUUGAGAAACACUGGACUUUCUUACUAGGGAGCAGGAAAAAGACCUCAACAUGGUGGAGCACAGUCGCUGGCUGUCUCUCUGUGGGGAGCCCCUUGUUCUUCCGCUCAGGGGCACAGGAAUUUGGAGAACCGGGGUGGUGGAAACUGGUUCAUAAUAAACCCCCAACAAUGAAACCUGAAGGAGAAAAGCUGUCUGCGUCUGCACUAAAGGCAAAAGCAGCUUCGAAGCCACCUCUGGAUCCCAUCAUUACGGUGGAAGGUCUCAGGAAGAGGGUGAGCCGCAAUCCGGUCGAGUCCGCCAUGGAGCUGAAGGAGAAGAGGUCUCGCACCCAAGAAGCCAAGGAGAUCCGCAGAGCCCAGAAGGAGGCAGCCAGCUUCCUGGACCGCAGCACUUCCUCCACGCCCGUCAAAUUCACGAGUCGAGGCCGACGUCCCGAUAUUGUCCUUGAGAAAGGAGAGGUGAUUGACUUCUCCUCCUUGAGUUCUUCAGACCGCACUCCCCUGACAAGCCCUUCCCCUUCUCCAUCUCUGGACUUCUCUGCCCCUGGCACUCCAGCCUCGCAUUCAGCUACUCCCAGCCUUCUCUCAGAAGCAGAUCUCAUCCCAGAUGUCAUGCCACCACAGGCUCUGUUUCAUGAUGAUGAGGAGUUGGAAGGAGAUGGAGUCAUAGACCCAGGAAUAGAGUAUGUGCCCCCUCCCAGUGGGACAGCUGGUGCUGGCACUGUGAUAGCAAGUAGAAAAAAAGUGAAGACAGCUGAGCAGAUCAAGCAAGAGGUGGAGAGUGAAGAAGAAAAAACAGAAAGGAUGGAAGGUGACAGUGAAGAUCCUGAAGAGUCCAAUGCAUCGCUGCCCAUGAGGGGGCGAGACAAGAGGAAGCCACAGCUGGAGAAGGAUGUUAAACCCAGAGCUCCCAAGCAUACCUCUGUCAGCAUCUAUGAGGAAAAGCUGCUGCUGAAGAGAUUGGAAGCCUGUCCCAAUGCAAUGAGCAUGACCCCAGAGGCCCGCAGGCUGAGGCGAAAGCUGAUAGUCAGGCAGGCCAAGAGGGAAAGGGGACUGCCACUCUUUGAUUUGGACCAGGUUGUGAAUGCUGCACUGCUCUUGGUUGAUGGGAUUUAUGGAGCCAAAGAAGGAAGUGUUUCCAGGUCCCCAGUAGGGCAAGCAACAUACAGAACUACUAGCCAGGACUUCCGAAUCUUGGACAGAUACCAGACCAUGCUGCCUGCCAUGAAGGGCUAUCGACAGCAGACAACGAAGUUUCUGUACCGACUGGUAGGCUCAGAAGAGCUGCUGGCAGACCACAGCAUCGUCAGUCCUUACACAUCCCGUGUCCUGAAACCUUACAUCAGGCGUGACUAUGAGACAAAGCCCCCAAAACUCAGGCUACUGGCAGAAAUCCGGGCAUAUCCACACAGGAAUGAUCUCAACUGGAAGACUGAGCCAGAAGCACCCAUUGAUUACUGCUACGUUCGCCCUAAUCACAUCCCCACUAUAAACUCCAUGUGCCAUGAAUUCUUCUGGCCUGGAAUUGAUUUGUCAGAAUGCCUGCAGUACCCAGACUUCAGUGUAGUCGUCCUUUACAAAAAAGUCAUCAUUGCUUUUGGCUUUAUGGUGCCAGAUGUGAAAUACAACGAAGCUUACAUCUCUUUCCUGUUAGUCCACCCUGAGUGGAGAAGAGCUGGAAUUGCAACCUUCAUGAUUUAUCAUCUUAUCCAGACCUGCAUGGGCAAAGAUGUAACGCUUCACGUCUCUGCAAGCAACCCAGCUAUGCUGCUCUACCAGAAGUUUGGAUUUAAGAGUGAAGAAUACAUUCUGGAUUUUUAUGAUAAGUAUUAUCCCUUGGACAGCAAGGAGUGCAAGCACGCAUUCUUUCUCAGGCUGCGUCGCUGAUUCUCCUGAGCUGUCUGGGGGUCUGCAGAGAAGCUAAAUCUGUCAAGCAGAGAACUACCAUGGCUUUCAGCAGAGGACAGUGGCUGCUACGUGAGAGCUGCCUUUAUCCUGAGGACUUUGAACAUCAGUAGUGCCAAGUCGUCUGUUGAAACUGCAAUCCAAGAGGAGUGAUUUCUACACUCCAGGGGAGAGGCCUGGAAAUGGCAACUGGGACAUCCUGAAACUACUGGAAAACCAUAAUUCUUUAUGGGGAGUUUUCAUGCUACUGUUCCUUUGGAGAGCGUUACUGAGAAGCAAACAAAAAAAAACCCCACCCUAAACAAAAAAAAUACCUGUCACUUUAGAGGAGCGCCAUGGACUUCAAAUUUGGAAACCUGUCAAAAAAAACAUUUGGUUUUGUUUAUGGGAAAAAGAACAUCUAAGCUUAAAUCA
Messenger RNA from Merops nubicus (carmine bee-eater), 2781 nucleotides. RefSeq names its product CSRP2 binding protein (gene KAT14). Lineage: Eukaryota; Metazoa; Chordata; Aves; Coraciiformes; Meropidae. The coding region runs from base 1 to 2349 and encodes 782 amino acids. The transcript is spliced from 10 exons. The record is from RefSeq and is a predicted model, not a curated record. Gene Ontology annotation, molecular function: acyltransferase activity, transferring groups other than amino-acyl groups.